Messenger RNA from Neoarthrinium moseri, 1590 nucleotides. RefSeq lists its product as uncharacterized. The transcript has 8 exons. The coding region runs from base 1 to 1590 and encodes 529 amino acids. Gene Ontology annotation, cellular component: membrane. The record is from RefSeq and is a predicted model, not a curated record. Gene Ontology annotation, molecular function: amino acid transmembrane transporter activity. Gene Ontology annotation, biological process: amino acid transmembrane transport. Lineage: Eukaryota; Fungi; Ascomycota; Sordariomycetes; Amphisphaeriales; Apiosporaceae.
AUGGAGGGCUGUGUGGAAGAUGGAAGCGCCAGGGUUGCUGGAUCAGAAGAGAUCAAGCGUGACCUACAAUCUCGGCAUAUCAAUAUGAUUGCAAUUGCAGGCAUGAUUGGCACAGGCCUGUUCCUGAGUUCUGGCGCAGCUAUUGCCACUGCAGGGCCAGCAGGCGCAUUGCUCGCUUACAUCGUCAUGGGCUUCGUCACCGCCGGUGUCUCUUACACGACAGGCGAGAUCACGGCUUUUAUGCCUGCAACCGGUGGCUUCAUUCGUCACGCGACCAAGUUCGUCGAGCCGGCUCUCGGUGCUGCGACCGGGUGGAACUUUUGGUAUACAAUGUCCAUAUCCGUACCAGCAGAGAUCAGCGCGGCUGCCACUGUCAUACAGUUUUGGAAUACACGGGUGAAGCCUGCGGUGUGGAUUACUAUCUUCUUGGUUUCCAUCGUGAUCUUAAAUUUCUGCGGUGUGAAAUUAUACGGAGAGUCAGAGGUAAUAUUUGCAUCCCUGAAGAUUAUGCUUAUCAUCGGCCUCAUCAUUGGCGGUCUCGUGAUUGACCUCGGAGGAGGGCCAAAUCACGAACGCCUCGGCUUCCGUUAUUGGUACAGCCCAGGCGCAUUCAACUCAUAUAUCGUAUCGAGCUCUCCUGGAGCAUUUCUGGCAUUCUGGAAAGUCCUCCUAUCUGCUGCAUUUAGCUAUGGAAAUAUUCAAGUUGUAGCAAUUUCAGGUUCUGAGACACACAACCCUCGCCAAAUUAUCCCUGCUGCAACAAGAAAGACCUUUUUAAGAGUCUUUUUCUUCUAUGUUCUCAGUAUUCUUAUAGUUGGGAUGAUUGUGCCUUUCGAUGAUGCUAGCCUCAACAUCUCAACAGGCACUGCGCAGCAGUCACCGUUCGUUAUAGCUUUCGUUAGAUCGGGUGUCUCAGUCGUACCAUCUAUCAUCAAUGCUGUGGUGUGUACUUCAGCUAUAUCAAGUGGCUCAGCUUGUAUCUUCAUCGCUUCCCGGACGCUCUACGGGCUGAGCCGUGAUGGUCAUGCGCCAGCUGUUUUUCAACGCUGCAACAGAUUCGGUACACCACAUUACGCUGUUGGAUUGACAUGUGCAUUACUACCACUCGUAUACUUGAAUGUGGGAAAUAACACGUCCGUCGUAUUUGGCUGGUUUGUCAAUAUCACAACAGUGGCAGGCUUGAUUGGGUGGAUCGUCAUUGAAACCACUUAUAUACGGUUCCAUUCGGGUCUCAAGGCUCAAGGAUACACUCGAGAUGAACUUCCGUACAGAAGCCCCGGGCAGCCGUAUGUCUCAUGGGCUACACUUGUAAUGGUAUCUCUGAUCGUCUUAUUCUCUGGGUUUGAUAUCUUUGUUAAAGGAAAUUUUACUGCGUCGGGAUUCAUCACUUACUAUGUGAACAUCUUCAUCUUUGGAGCCUUAUAUUUCUUCUUCAAAAUUUGCCUCCAAUCCAAGGUCAUACCAAUCGUGGAGAUUGAUUUUGCGACUGAGUUCGAAUCGAUUAAAGCUGCUUCGGGAGAGAUCAACUUGCAUGAAACUGAAGAACAAAAGACUAUACCAUGGUACCAUAAGAUGAUCCGUUGGAUAUAG